Molecule: messenger RNA, 1477 nt
Organism: Aspergillus aculeatus ATCC 16872
Lineage: Eukaryota; Fungi; Ascomycota; Eurotiomycetes; Eurotiales; Aspergillaceae
Product: O-phospho-L-serine:2-oxoglutarate transaminase
Exons: 10
Coding region: 37-1308 (423 amino acids)
Biological process (GO): L-serine biosynthetic process
Cellular component (GO): cytoplasm
Molecular function (GO): pyridoxal phosphate binding; O-phospho-L-serine:2-oxoglutarate transaminase activity
Source: RefSeq, a predicted model, not a curated record
CCAACAACACCACCAAUCCACAGAAUUACUGCCAUCAUGAGAAGAGAAGACAUCACCUAUAUGGGUGCCGGCCCCGCCGCCCUCCCGACCGACGUUCUCACCACCGCCGCGGAGGCUUUGUUGAACUACCAAGACACUGGCUUGGGUGUAGCAGAGCACAGCCACCGCAGCGAGCUGGCCUCGAAUAUCCUGAACACUGCUAAGGCUGACCUCGCCAACUUCCUCGACAUCCCUUCCUCUUACGAGAUCCUGUUCAUGCAAGGUGGUGGCUCCGGCCAAUUCGGCGCAGUCGUCUAUAAUAUCGUGUCCGUUUGGAUCGAGAAGCAAAGACAGAAGAUCGUGAAGGAACACCCCGAGAUCAGCGAGGAGGAUACGCUGAAGGAGGUCCUCAAGAAGGUCGAAUCGGAAUUGCGGUUGGACUACCUUGUGACUGGAUCGUGGUCAUUGAAGGCGAGCCAAGAAGCUGCCCGCCUCCUCGGACCAGAGUAUGUCAAUGUCGUCAGUGACUCGAGAACAAUCAACGAUGGGAAGUUCGGCAAGAUCGCGGACGAAUCCACCUGGUCGUUGAGCCCCAAGGCUGCUAUGGUGUACAUGUGCGACAAUGAGACUGUCGAUGGUGUCGAAUUCCCUAGCUUCCCCAAGGUUCUGGAGCCCAAGGGCACAGACAACGACCCCAUUGUCAUCGGUGAUUUCUCGUCGAACAUCCUCUCCAGACGGAUUCCUGUCGAGAACUACUCCAUCAUCUUCUUCGGAGCUCAGAAGAACCUCGGUACCCCUGGAGUUACUGGGGUGAUUAUCAAGAAGGACCUCCUCCCCCCGGUCUCUCCUCCCGCCUCUCCCGCUAUCCUGCGCAAGCUCGGUCUGCCCAUCGCGCCCACCAUCCUCGACUACUCUGUCAUCGCCAAGAACAACAGUCUCUACAACACUCUGCCCAUUUUCGAUGUCUACAUCGCCGGUCAGGUGUUGAAGAAGCUCCUUGCCGAGUUUCCCAACAAGGUUGACGGACAGCAGGCCGUUGCCGAGAAGAAGGCGAACCUUAUCUACCAGACUCUCGACGCAUACCCUGAUGUCUACCGCGUUGUCCCGGACAAGAGCGUCCGCUCGCGGAUGAAUGUCUGCUUCCGUGUGACCAAGGGUGGCAGCGUCGACGAGUCGGAGAAGUCUUUCUUGAAGGGCGCUGUUGAGCGUGGCGUUACCGGUCUCAAGGGCCACAGAAGCGUCGGAGGUAUCCGCGCCUCCAACUACAACGCGAUUCCCGAGUCCGGCGUCGAGAAGCUUGUUGCCUACUUGAAGGAGUUCGCUGCCUAAGAGGUCGAUGAGAGAUUAAAAGUGAUAUCUGCACAUAAAUAGCCAUCGUGUUUUGAUGACUAGGCGUUUCGAGGCUAAAAAGCUAAAAGGCUAUGAACAGAACCUAGGAAUAUAUUCCCGAGCUCUUACCAUGGCUGGCUCAACAGUCAACUGUCUUGUAUUUCUCACG